Molecule: messenger RNA, 447 nt
Organism: Sphaeroforma arctica JP610
Lineage: Eukaryota; Ichthyosporea; Ichthyophonida
Exons: 4
Coding region: 46-447 (133 amino acids)
Source: RefSeq, a predicted model, not a curated record
CAAUUCCCCAAGGCGUCUGAGCAGGCCCUUGACCUGCUGAAGCAAAUGCUUGCGUUCAAUCCUCGCGACCGCAUCAGUGUGGAAGAUGCUCUAGCACAUCCUUUCCUAGAGAGUCUGCACGACCCGCGAGACGAGCCAGUAUCGAGCAAACCAUUCGACUUCGAAUGGGAAACCGCCACUCCCCUUACACUUGACUUUAUUAAGGCUCUGGUGUUCAAAGAGAUUAUCGACUGCCAUCCAGAAGCAUACAACGACAUCCCAAAUCCCUUGGCCGACAAAAGCCACCCACAGUACGAGGACAUCAGAAAGACACUCUCGGCCACUGGCAAGCAGUUGUCUGUGUUCGAUGAGGUGGAGCAGGCGAUGAACCCCUCACCAGUCAACGACAGGGAUCAAUUGGACAACUCAAGCAGCACCAGCAGUCUCAGUUCAGGCAGAGGUGCGUAG